This is a messenger RNA of Marmota flaviventris (yellow-bellied marmot), 2600 nucleotides long. Its product is annotated as zinc finger protein 540. Gene Ontology annotation, biological process: regulation of transcription by RNA polymerase II. Gene Ontology annotation, molecular function: DNA-binding transcription factor activity, RNA polymerase II-specific; RNA polymerase II cis-regulatory region sequence-specific DNA binding. The record is from RefSeq and is a predicted model, not a curated record. Lineage: Eukaryota; Metazoa; Chordata; Mammalia; Rodentia; Sciuridae.
CCCUGGAGAACCUGGAUGCGGAGCCUAUGACUGAAGAAUAGCCUUGGUCUACGACUUUUCUCGGCCUUGAACUACAUUUCCCAGAGGCUUCGGGCCCCUAUUAUAUUCUGCAGCAUCAGUCACGAGUUGAUCUUGCAGGUCUGAGUCAGCCUGCCUGCGUCUUCGGUCGUCAGCCGCCCUCUCGCUGCGCUGAGGAGGCUCUGAAAAGGCUCCGGUCUUGGACCUGCACUGAGACUCGCAUGUUGCGUACCUCCGGAACCGCUAUCCUGGAGUCCUCCACCGUUUACGAUGGCUGGUGAGGAGGAGAGGAGAAUCAUUGCUGCGUAUCUGAAAAUUAAAUUCAAGGUUUCUCAGAACUUUGCUUCUCUAGAAGAACCCUGAGGAAGACUGGCCAGUUCUUGUAAACCUAAAACCAUGGCUCACAAACUAGUGAAGUUCAGUGAUGUGUCUGUAGUCUUCUCUCAAAGGGAAUGGAAGUGCCUGAACCCUACUCAGAGGGAAUUGUACAGAGAUGUGAUGCUAGAGAAUUAUAGCAACUUGGUCUCACUGGGAUAUUCUGCCUCAAAGCCAGAAGUGAUUACCUUAUUGGAGCAAGGCAAAGAGCCGUUCAUUGUGAUUGGAGAUGUGCAAGGAAGACGGUGUGCAGGAUUGUUCUCCAGAUACAAGACCAAGAAAUUACCUUCAGGAAAGGAUGCUGAUGAAGCUAGUUCGUCCAAAUCGGAGACAACAGAAAGAAGAAAAACUGUUGGACUUAAGGGAACCACUUCGAGAAAUGAGUCGCAGAACAAAAGUGAGUCUAAGGGUCAACAGGGACCCCAAGAAAAGAAUUUCAGGCAAGUGAAAAGCACUUAUAAGAAAAGGCCAACAGAGAGAAAGCAGACAUCUUCGAGUCAGAGAACAUCUAGUGGUGGGAACGCUAGUGAAGAUAGGGAACGUGGGAAAAACCUUAGUUCUGCCUCUAACUCGGGUCAAAGUGAAAAAAAUACUCCUGAGGAAAAGCAUGAUUGUCCAGAAUGUGGGGAAACUUUGAGUAGUGUCUCUCAACUUAAUCUACAUCAGAAAACUCAUAGUGGUGAAAAAGUCUAUAAAUGUAAACAGUGUGGGAUGUACUUUGGUCAUCACUAUCAGCUUAUUUUGCAUCAGAAAUUUCACAGUGGUGAGAAACCCUAUGAAUGUCAAGAAUGUGGUGAGACCUUUACUCUUUUCUCACAAUUCAGUCGACAUCAGAAAUUUCAUACUGGUGAAAAACCCUAUAGAUGUAAGAAAUGCAAGAAAAGAUUUAGUAGUAGUUCAGAGCUUUCUGAGCAUGAGAAAGAGCAUACUGGUAAGAGGUGUUUUGAAUGUAAGGAUUGUGGAAAGUUUUUCAGACUUAAUUUCUACCUUACAGAACAUCAGAAAACCCACACAGGGGGGAAAUCCUAUAAAUGUAAGGAAUGUGGGAAAGCUUUUACUGUAAUUGGACAGCUUACCCGCCAUCAGAAAAUUCAUACGAGUGCAAAACCCUAUGAAUGUAAGGAAUGUGGGAAGUCUUUUAGACUCAGUUUAUAUCUCACUGAACACAAAAAAAUACAUACAGGCAAGAAACCUCACGAAUGUAAGCAUUGUGGGAAAAGCUUUAAUGUCCGUGGACAGCUUACUCGGCAUGAGACAAUUCACAGUGGUGUAAAACCCUUUGAAUGUGAGGUGUGUGGGAAGGCUUUUGGUUAUAAUGGUGACCUUCGAGUGCACCACAGAAUUCAUACCGGUGAGAAACCACAUAAAUGUAAGGACUGCGGGAAGGCCUUUAUGCUUCGUUCAGCCCUUACUGAACAUCAGAGAAUUCAUUCUGGCGUAAAGCCCUACGAAUGUAAGGAAUGUGGGAAGACAUUUAGAGGGCGCUCUCAAGUGAGCCUGCAUAAGAAAUUUCAUACUGACCUGAAACCCUACAAAUGUGCAAAAUGCGGGAAGACCUUUAGAUUUGGUUUCUACCUGAGUGAACAUGAGAGAAUUCAUACUGGGGAAAAGCCCUAUAAAUGUAAAGAAUGUGGAAAGGCUUUUAUUCGUAGAGGAAAUCUUAAAGAACAUCUGAAAACUCAUUCAGGUGUAAAGCCCUACGAAUGUAAAGAAUGUGGAAAGUCCUUCAGUUGGCGUGGUCAGUACACUCAACACCUGAAAAUUCACUCAGGUGUAAAACCCUUCAAAUGUAAGGAAUGUGACAAGGCCUUUAGUCGCAGUGGAGACCUUAGAAUCCAUCAAAGGAUUCAUACUGGUGAGAAACCUUAUGGGUGUAAAGAAUGUGGAAAGUCUUUUAGACUUAAUUCACACCUUAUUGAACAUCAGCGAAUUCAUACUGGUGAGAAACCCUAUGAGUGUAAGGUGUGUAAGAAGGCCUUUAGACAGCGAUCACAUCUUUAUCAGCAUCAGAGAACCCAUAAUGUAACUUAAUAUAAUACUGCCUUUCCAUUUGCAUGCUCUGGUUAUUAGAAUAUCAAAAACAGACAGAAACUCUGUCAGUGUGCCAAUCUUUCUUUAGAUGUGUUAACUUAAUAAUUGUGUAAGAACCUUUUAAUGCCUCUCAGUCCUUGUUGAAUUUAAAGGAAUUCAUACUAGAAAAUAAACCU